Humulus lupulus (European hop) is the source of this 993-nucleotide messenger RNA. RefSeq lists its product as uncharacterized. The transcript has 2 exons. The record is from RefSeq and is a predicted model, not a curated record. Bases 400 to 993 code for a protein of 197 amino acids. Lineage: Eukaryota; Viridiplantae; Streptophyta; Magnoliopsida; Rosales; Cannabaceae.
AUUUUCCAGGUGAUGGAGCUUUUGGCUGAGGUUACUUAAAAAUUCAAAAAAUUUGUUAGAUGUUUUGGAUUAAAUUACCAUAUAAGUGUUAAAUUGUCCUGGAGGGGUUGUCCUAAAAAGAAGCUAACUUAUGUCUUUGCGAGUUCCACUGGCAAUUGACCGAAUCUCAAGGAAUGCUCCGGAACAACAUCUUCCCCUAAAUAUAGCAUUGAACCCCAAAAAGCAUAUACUUGUGAAUCACAAAUUAAAGCCUAGCUGUUGAUGCAGUUGCCUAUUAUGGAUAAACACAAACAAAUAAUGACCGACUCACAUUUUAUGUCCCUUUCCAUCUUCCAUUCCAAAAUCCUCCUGGUGUUCUUGGGGGCAACGCUAGAGGCGGGGGCGGGUUUCUAGGUGUUGAUGGUCGCCAUGGGAGAUGGGAACGAGCGGCCACGCAGGGUAAUGGUGGUGGCUGAUCCAACCAGAGAGUCUGCAGGAGCACUCCAAUAUGCCCUUUCUCAUGCAGUUCUUGAGGAGGAUGAGUUGAUCCUUCUCCAUGUGGAAAAUCCAGGUUCAUGGCGGAACACAUUCUCAACAUUCCUUAAGUGGCCUAACCUACCGGUGAGCUCCAUUUCUGCCUUUACUGCAGGCAUGGAAGGUGGCUCAGGCGAGGUUGAUUUCCUCGACGAAAUGAGGUAUGCAUGCAAACUUGCACAGCCUAAAAUGCGUGUGCGUGUAGAGAGGCUACCAAUUGAAGGGAAAGAGAAGGCAUCAACUAUUCUUUCACAAGCCAAAGCUCUUGGGGUUGACAUUCUUGUCGUAGGGCAGCGCAGGAGUUUCUCCUCAGCCAUUUUGGGAUAUAAGCGACCAGGAGGGUCAAUGAGAGGUAUAGACACAACAGAAUACUUGAUUGAGAACAGCAAGUGCACCUGUGUUGGAGUGCAGAAGAAGGGCCAAAAUGGAGGCUAUCUUCUCAGUUCCAAAACUCAGAAGAACUUCUGGCUAUUAGCCUGA